Messenger RNA from Cheilinus undulatus (humphead wrasse), 10051 nucleotides. It is a transcript of the gene kif26ba, whose product is annotated as kinesin family member 26Ba. The transcript is spliced from 28 exons. The coding region runs from base 1306 to 8349 and encodes 2347 amino acids. NCBI's taxonomy places the organism in Eukaryota, Metazoa, Chordata, Actinopteri, Labriformes, Labridae. The record is from RefSeq and is a predicted model, not a curated record. Gene Ontology annotation, biological process: microtubule-based movement. Gene Ontology annotation, molecular function: ATP binding; microtubule binding; microtubule motor activity.
CCAUUUAAAAGGUAAAUAAACAGGCUUUCCAAUGGUAUAAGAUUUAUUGCUAAGAAGCAUUGUUACAACAAAGAAAUAAUCUACCAAACACAAAUUUCCUUUCUUUUUAUGCAAAGUUUAUUUAUGGAUCUCAUCAAAUGUCACAUGUUCUGUUUGUAUUGUGUGUAUUUUUUAGGUUACCCGUGCAAAGGCUACAGAUUCAAAUUAGCUUUAUGGCUAACUCUGGCUUAAUAGUUGUGUUGUGCAUGGUUAAACUAAGCCAGGCAUCACAUGAAUACCAGUGUUGUUGCCUCAGAUUUAAAAAAAAACACAGCCUAAAUGAUUUGAGAUUAAAAAAAAAAAACUACUCGAAAUAUCUCAUAUGAUGUAGCCUAAAACAAAAAAUCUAUAAACAUGUAUGAUUUGGGACCCCCAGUCCUGUUCUGUUUCAUCUUUUACAGUGUAUUGUCUCGUCACUUAAACUCUAAACUCUCAAUGAAAACAGUCGUUUCAUCCUCAAGCCCAAGACAUGUCCCCUUGUUAAACACAGGGUUGAGCUGAAUACGUCGUUCACUCAUCCUUAAACAAAGGAAGCUCCAUCCAUGAAGUUUAGUGUUGUCCACUCAGCUGGGGUCUGUGGCGCGUGGUGUCUUUGGGGCAGGAUGGCUCCGCCCACAUCCAGAUGUGCUCCUCUCUCUCCUCUCUCUCCAGUCCUCUGCUGGCUUCAGCAGAGUGCAGAGCCUCGGGGAGUCAACAGGAGGGAACGAAAAGACACGUUUGAAGUAGAAAGAAAGAGGAGCCGGUCCCCUUCAGCCGUGCUCUGAACCAGCCAGGUAUCACUCAGUCCAUAAAGUCGUGACUUGAGUCGAUAGUCCUCGAGGUGGAGUUUGUUUUUUUAGAUGUUGCUUUUUUGUUUUCACCUGUGCAGAGCUGAUGGAGAGAGGCAGGACCAGGAGCGCUGCCAGUUGAGCCAGAGCGGACUCUGUUGUCAGGGAGCGGUCACAUUUCUUCUUCCACGACCCCACUUGGCUUUCUAGAGGAGCUUAAAGGGGGAGAGAAGAAGAGGAAGAGAAGAAAAACAAACGCACAUCGGAUUUUCAUUUCAUUUUUUGUCUCCUAGCUGCGGGAUUGGGAUGUAACCAGUGUCUACAUGCAUUUGGAAGUCGCGUGAGGUUGCCUCCUCAUUAAGAAGAGCAAACUGCAGGCGCGUGCGGUUAAUUGAAAUCGACCAAGUGGUCUCUUUUUGGAUGUAAAGCCGCAGCAGAGGUUCUUUCUCCUCUCCUACCCCCCCUUCCUCCUCCUCCUCCUCCUCCUCUCACCUGCAACAUGACUUCACUGUCGGGGACCAAGGAGAGGUCUGUGAGCAGCCGGAGCAGAAAAUAUGGGGUACCUGACACCUCUCCGACCAAAUCUGCCUCCAUUUUCCCGGACACAUGGUACAGAAAAGCAUACGAGGAAACCAACCGCUCCAACACACGCCCUGCCCCAGAGGGAGCCGGCUCUAUGCCAAGCUCCACAGGAACUCCAUCCCCGGGCUCAGGAAUCUCUUCACCCGGGUCCUUCUCUGGCUCGCCUGGGACCAUCUCUCCUGGGAUUGGGACAGGAUCCCCUGGAUCUCUGGGUGGCUCUCCAGGGUUCGGGACAGGAUCGCCGGCCUCGGGCAGCGGAAGCUCCCCUGGCAGUGAGAGAGGGAUUUGGUGUGAGAACUGCAACGCCAGGCUGGCUGAGCUGAAAAGACAGGCACUGAAACUACUCAUCCCUGGACCGUACUCCAGCAAGGAUCCGUCGUUCUCUCUCCUCCUCCAUGAUAAGCUUCAGGUGCCCAACAGUUCCCGCCGAGCGUGGAAUGAGCGUGACAGUCGCUGUGAUGUCUGUGCCACUCACCUCACUCAGCUCAAACAGGAGGCUGUCCGUAUGGUCCUCACUCUGGACCAGUGGGAUUUAUCUCCCACCUCCUCCCCGACAUCCCUGAUUGGACGUUAUGGCUCUCAAGGAGCUCUGGGUGGAAUCGGAGCUUCUGGAGCACGGGACUGGCCUCCUCCUUUUCUUCCUUCAUCAUCCUCCGCAGCUUCUGCUGCUGUUUCACUCCCUCCUCAUCCAUCCUCCCAGUCUCCAUCCCCGAGUCCUAGCCAGACCCCCACACCCAGUCCGAGCCAUGGACCAUCCAACUCGAGUCAUGGGAGCCCCUCUAUGGCUCAAACGUCCAGCUUUGCUCCAACAAACCCAACACCUCAAGGCCAAGGACACAGACUGGGAUGUAAGCCCAGCUCCCUGGGGCUGGGAGGUGCAGUGGACAGGAGGAAUGGGUCUCCCAGUUCAGGAAAAGCUGGUGCUCAGCAGCAGGCAGUGAGCGGAGUAAACAGCCCAGGCAGUAAUGGUGGUAACAGCAGCAAUAAUGGGAGUGGAGCUGUGCAGGCCCAUCAGCACCUCAACAGAACAAAUGGAGGAGUUACACUCUACCCAUACCAGAUCUCCCAGAUGGUCUCCGAGGCUUCCAGGGAAGGUCAGACCGAGGCUGCCCUGAACCGCUACAACACACACUCCCCCUCACACACCAACUCAUCAUCGCACACCAACUCUCCCUCACACACUCCAGCUGUGACCACGACGGCUCCGACCACCACCACGUCUGCUGCCGCCUCCUUCUUUGCCAGAGCUGCACAAAAGUUGAACUUGGCAUCCAAAAAGAAGAAACAGAAGACCACCGCUGUCACAGCCCCAGUGACAUCAUCAGCACAGUCAUGUGACCCCCCUCUGUUCCCCACUAAUUUCAGUGCUGCUCUGUUGAUGGCUCCUCCCCCUGCUCCUCCAUGCCUGCUCCGUGCAGCCAACAAAAUCAAAGACACUCCUGGACUUGGAAAGGUGAAAGUGAUGGUGCGUGUUUGCCCGGUGUCUCAGUCUGAUGCAGCAGAGUCCAGCUCCUUUCUUAAAGUGGAUCCCAGGAAAAAACAAAUCACCAUCAUGGACCCUUCAAUCAACCAGACACCAAGCGCCGCCUCUCAAAAAAGAGUGUCAGCCAAUCAGGUCCCUCCAAAGAUGUUCACCUUUGAUGCUGCGUUCCCUCCUGAUGCCUCACAGGCGGAGGUGUGCGCAGGGACGGUUGCUGAGGUGAUACAGUCGGUGGUUAACGGAGCAGACGGCUGCGUCUUCUGCUUUGGACACUCCAAGCUUGGGAAAUCUUACACGAUGAUCGGCCGUGACGACUCUCUGCAGACUCUGGGCAUAAUCCCAUGUGCCAUCUCCUGGCUGUUUAAGCUCAUCAACGAGAGGAAGGAGAAAACAGGAGCUCGCUUCUCUGUUCGUGUCUCUGCAGUUGAGGUUUGGGGAAAAGAAGAGAACCUAAAGGACUUGCUCUCUGAAGUAGCUACAGGCAGCUUACAGGAUGGACACUCUCCUGGAGUCUACCUGUGUGAGGAUCCCAUCUGUGGCAUGCAGCUACAGAACCAGUCUGAACUUCGUGCCCCCACCCCUGAGAAGGCAGCCUGGUUUUUGGAUGCAGCCAUCGCCGCUCGCCACAGCAGCCAACGGCCCAACACCACCGAAGAAGAGCAUAGAAACUCACACAUGCUGUUCACAUUACACAUAUACCAGUAUCGCAUGGAGAAGGCGGGCAAAGGAGGGAUGUCAGGAGGGCGCAGUCGCCUCCACCUGCUGGACCUUGGCAGUUGUGAUGUCAAAGUACUCAGUGGUGUAGGAGGAGGAGGAGGAGGAGGAGGAGGAGGAGGUAAAGGCAGGGAGAACUCUUCACCCAGCUCAGCCCCUCUGUGCCUUUCUCUAUCUGCCCUCGGAAAUGUGAUCCUGGCCCUGGUCAACGGGAGCAAACACAUCCCAUACAAGGACAGCAAGCUGACCAUGUUGCUAAGGGAGUCGCUAGGCAACAUGAACUGCCGGACCACCAUGAUUGCUCACAUCUCCGCCUCACCCAAAGAUUUCUCAGAAACGCUCUCCACCAUCCAGAUUGCUUCCCGAGUGCUGCGCAUGAAAAAGAAGAAAACUAAAGUGACAGUGCAAUACACUUCCAGCUCGUCUGGAGGAGAGAGCUCCUGUGAGGAGGGUCGCAUGCGGCGCCCGACCCAUCUGCGCCCUUUCCAUCACCGUGGCGACGCUGACUCUGACCUUCAGUUGCUGCGGCUUUCCAGCGAUCCAGAUGAAUACUCCAGCAGCGAGCAAUCAUGUGACACGGUUAUCUACGUGGGCCCGAACGGGGCUGCGGUGUCAGAUAGGGAACUGACGGACAAUGAGGGACCGCCGGAGUUUGUUCCCAUCAUUCCUGCUCUGCUCAGAGGCAAAACGUCCGAGCAGCAUCAAGCUCAGAGUCAGGCAGCCGGAGCACAGAACAAGGUGCAGACUCAGCCUGAGGAGCAGCCCAGCGGCCCUCCUCAGCCCCUCCCUCAGCCUGCUCAGUCACUGCUUGGACAGCCGCUGGCCCCCGUCCCAGAGGAAGGAGCUGAGUGUCUCAAGUGUAACACCUUUGCCGAGCUGCAGGAGAGACUGGACUGCAUCGAUGGCAGCGAGGAGGUGGCAAAAUUCCCAUUUGAGGAGGUACCAGCAAGCAAACAAGGUCCUAAACAAGACCAGUGUCCAUCUUUAGCUGUUCCCCCCUCUGCUCCCAGCUCUGCUGCAUCAGAUAGAGAAGCUAACACAGGCGGUGCAGCGCAGUCCUCCAGAAGGAGGACCAAUGACCAGCAGCUGCAGGAGAUCAAGGAGGUGGUGGAGGAGGCGGAGCUGGCAGGAACAAUGAUCCACAACCUGACACAGAGUUCUGGUUCACCCAUAGUAACUAGUACCAGGAGCAUCACAGGAAGUAACUGCAUCACCUCCAACCCACUGCACAGAGCCAAAAGCUUCCACCUGCAGGACAGCCAUGAGAAUCUGAAUGUGUGCAGCAACACUGACGGGAAGGCACGCCCUCUGGGAUCACCACGCCUCGGCAUCGCCAGCCUGACCAAAACCUCAGACUACAGGCCUCCGUCCUCUCCAUCUCAGCGGUGUAAAGUUUACACACAGAAAGGUGUGAUGCCGGCAACACCUCCUCCAUCCUCACACACUCUGGCUCAGGACUGCCAGACCACAGAGGCUCUGACUUCAGACAACAGUUUGGCUGCAGACAGCGGCCGGUCCUCCACCGAAUCUUUGCUAUCCAGGACUUCCCCAGUCGGCAUGAGCCCACAAGUCCGUGAACCAACUCAGUCUCUGUCUGCCAGCCUGGGCUCAGCAGAGACUCUCUGUGAUGAUGAUGUCCCUCCCAUACCCUUGGACACACAAAGGGAUGCCGCAGGGCCGACAGUAUCUGUGGCCACAGUCGGACCGCUCUCACACAUAGAGGAUGAGCUGGUGUACACUGUAGCCUCUGGAGGGGAGGAGGACCUCAGUGUUACGGCUCUAAUGGAGAGUCAGGGUCUGACCUGUGGCCCAACAAGCAUCGUCAGCUUCAACACUAACUGCUGCUCUGUCACAGACCUCGCCUCGGGCUCUCAGACCCUCUGCAUCAUCGGCGGUCCUGCUGAGGAUGAAGCUUUGGGGGAUUAUCACAUCCCUGCAGGUCCUGUCACAACCUCAGGGGUUACAGAGGUUGUCGCCAUGGCAGAGGUGGCAAUGGCGAGGCUGCGGGUGGAAGGUGAAGCUUUAGCCUCAGUGAUGUCUGGUUGUGGUUCACCCGUCUCUUCCUGGAUGAGUGAUCUGAGCAUGUGCAGCGAAGGUGACCAGUCUCUGCACAGCUUCAGUCAGUCCCAGAGCCAGCAAGGGGAGGCCUUGGCUGAACCUGACCCCAGCCUUCCCUUUGGGGUGGAGGGACUUGGAGUUUAUGACGGCUGUGGCAGCCCAAGGAGAGGAAGUUUAGAGGGAGAGAUGGUGCUGUCAGAAACUGGGAGUGAUAAAGGAACUCCAACCAAAGACAGGCUGAGGAAACUGCCUCCAUCCAUGGCUAAGACGAACAUCCAGUUUCUAACAGGACCUGGUAACCUCUCUCCCUUCAAAGCCACCAUCAGUGUGCACCCAUGUGUGGCGGUCAAACCCAUGGUUAUACAGGAAACAGCCAUCCUCUCUUCACCCACCAAAACCAGCUUAAAAAGUGACCCUAGAAAAAUCAAUCCACCACAUUUAGCUUCUAUUUCCAGUGAGAUGAGCUUUGAGGACCCCUGGUUGAAGCGUGGUGUGGAGGAAGUGAGGUCCAAGGAGCUUGUGUGUGAGGUGAAGCCAGGGAAGAGGGAGGCGGAGCAGCCAAAGAGCCAGACUGGAGCUGGAAACGGAGACCAGCGCAGCACCAGCAGGGAAGGUGGGGAUCAUGGCUCCUGCUCAGGUGGUGAAGUUGUGUCGUCUCCAGAUUCCUUUAAGCGAGUGGUGGAUGGCUGUGAGAUGGUUGCUGUUGUUGCCCAGGGAGACUGUCUGACUGGUAUCUACAGUCCAGAAAUUCACCGCACUGCCAGUCUUCCCCGCGGCUGGCACCGGCUCAACCGCCAUGACGGUUUAGACAAUGGAAACGAGUACCGUAAUCUUGGCAUAACAACGUCAACUCCCUGCAGUCCCCGUGCCACACUUGACCGCCGAGGCUCAGCUGGAAAACAGAGCUUCUUCUCUCACAAGAAAGGAGGAAUCCCACCUCUGCCCCCGGUACGGAAGUCCAGCCUGGACCAGAGAAACAGGGCAGCCAGCCCUCUACACCAGCUGAGCCAUGGAGUAUCAUCACUGAGCUCAGCAGAGGAUGCUGGGAUGUCUGGAGGUGGCCCAGCAGGUGUCACCAGACAACGAGGCUCCAGCAUCGACAGCAGCAGACUCUUCAGUGCCAAGUUGGAACAGCUUGCAAACAGAACCAAUUCUCUGGGUCGGGUCCAUAACUCACACAAUGGCUCCCACCACUAUGACUGCUUCUCUCUGGAGAGGGGGGGCAGCCUUAGAGGAAGUAGUGGAGGAGGAGUGAGGGGGGACAGCACCAUGCCUCGUACAGGGCGCAGCCUGACACGUACUGGAUCAGUACCUUCUCCGACUGGAAAUCCCAGCAGUCCCAGUUUCAGCGCCACUCCGUGUCCGAGCAGCGCUCCACAGUCACCAGCGAAAACCAGCAGCCAGUCUAAGAUCUCAGCUGUCAGUAAGCUGCUGAUGACCAGCAGCCCCAAAGCCAGGAGCCUGUCUGCCUCCAGCACCAAGACACUCAGCUUCUCCACCAAGUCUUUGAGCCAAACUGGCAGCCGCAGCUCCAGCCUCCCUCCUAAUGGGAAGCCUCAGCCUUCAGUACAGGGCCCUGUACAGCAGCAGGGAUCGGCCCCUGGAUCCUGGUCUACCCAGUCUUUAAGCCGUAGUCGAGGGGGAAGCCUUGCUGCCAAGCUGCCUCUGCGGGCUGUCAACGGUCGUAUCUCCGAACUCCUCCAGGGGAGCGCAGGCUCCCGUUCCAGGAGUCAUGCCCAAGGAGGAGGCACAGAUCCAGGAGAGGAGAGAGGAGCUACAGGACCAAGUGGAGUGGGAGCUGCAGCAGGAGGGGGAGCUACUCUGGGAGAGGAGAGGACAUCAGUGGUCCAAACUCUUCCCUCUCCCUACAGCAAAAUCACAGCCCCCAGAAAACCACACCGCUGCAGCAGCGGACAUGCCAGUGACAACAGCAGCGUUCUGAGUGGUGAGCUCCCUCCAGCCAUGGGGAAGACAGCCUUGUUCUACCACAGCGGAGGCAGCAGCGGCUAUGAGAGCAUGCUGAGAGACAGCAGCGAGAACACAGGGAGCACCUCCUCGGCUCAGGACUCCCUCAGUGAACACAGUUCAGCCACCACCUCCUCCAGACGGAGCUCUAAGAGCAGCAAGAAGAGCAGGAGCAACACAGGCCUUCAGCGUCGCCGUCUGAUCCCAGCACUGACCUUGGACUCUUCAUCCUCCUCACCUUCUCACCGUUCCUCCAAACAGACCACUUCCUCUUCAUCCUCCUCCUCCAGCCCUGGUGCAUGCUGGGUAGAUGGCCCCCUGGGGCCUCCAACUCCUUCAAACCUCCGGGCCACAACCACAACAACAGAAACCUUCGAGAUCAAGGUGUACGAGAUAGAUGACGUUGAAAGGAUGCAGAAGAGGAGAGACAGAGGAGGGAGCAAGGAGGUGGUGUACGUCAGCGCCAAGCUCCGCCUGCUGGAACACCGUCAGCAGAGGAUCAGUGAAGUCCGAGCCAAGUACCAGUGUCUGAAGAAAGAGCUGGAGCAAACCAAACAGUACUUGAUGCUAGAGCCACACAAGUGGACCACAGAGUUUGAACUACAGCAGGUCUAUGAGGUGGACUCCCUGGAGUACUUGGAGGCCCUGGAAACAGUGACGGACAAACUGGAGACAAGAGUCAACUUCUGCAAAGCUCACCUUAUGAUGAUCACCUGCUUCGAUGUGUCCUCCAGACAUCGGUAGAGGAGUGGGGAUGAAGACAUGGAGGACAGAUGGAUGUUGACGUUGUGAACCUUUCCCAGCUGUUUAUUUCAACACUUAAAAAAAUAUUCCCUUAAAGAAGCCUCUCAUUGAAUGAAUAAAUAAUUGGAGAAGGGUAAAAAAGGAUGAAGCAUAUGGUUGAUACUGCAUGUCAUUCUUAUGUCUCCUUCAAGCUUAAGUCGGCAGAUGGACAGGCAGAGAGAUGGAGGGAUAAAAUGAAGGGAAAUCUAACAGAUGAGUCUGCAGAUAUUUUUUCUUGGGACUUGGAAAAAACUCAGAGACAGACAGUGAACGUCAUCUAAUGGAUGAGGAACUUUCAUUAUAGACAAAUAUGGAUGUCUACAGGGACAGACAGAUGGGUUGUGUCUGUAAACAAACAUCAGUAAGCACAGAAGUGAUUAAUUAGACUGCUGAGACACUUCAUAGACUGAGGGAUUUUACAAGAGUACUUUUUAGAGUUUGAGCUGUGAGUCAAUGACAAAAUGCUGGCCUGGUAUUGUCAUCCAGUUGAUAAAAGAGACUGACCAAGAAGAGGACUAGAAGACAAAGAAAUAAGUGCCUUGUGAACAUCUCAACAAUACCCAACCAGUUCUCUUCUCUCUGAAUCUGACUACAUGCAGUAUGUACGGUGCUAGCAUAGAAAAAUAACCACAAAAAUUCAACGUCAUUGGAAAAUCUUUGAGCUUUUAGCCAUUUCUAAAUGUGAUGUUUUAUUGUGGAUCAGUGUGUUUCUAUAUCAUAGACAAAUAAUGAAAGUUUGGAUGUUUUUUGGUACAGCAGCAGGGUUUGAAUUUCAAUUUGAAUGACUGAAAGACUUAAACAAGACCUACACAACACUUAAAACUCAUCUUUUAAACUGAUGCAAGGACCAAAAGUCAAAUAUGAUCAUGAUUUUUCCAGGAUACAGAGACAGAGAGAGGGAAAAAAAAGAUUUUACGCUAGUUUAUCGUAGUGUCUUUUUUCAAAAUAAAGCACAUCCCUUCUAUUGGAAUAUCCUACAGUAGUGUUUUCCCCUGAUACGGAUGUGAUGGCUUUUACAUGUUCACAAAGCAAUGAGUCACACAUAAGUGGAAAUGAAAAUGUGUUUUCUCUCCAGCGUGAAGUCCAUCCAUCGAUUGACUGCCCGUCACAUUGACUGUCUGUUGUUUGUAUCCGUGUUGUUCUGCUCUAUUCUAAAAGAAACUGAAUGAUUCAUUGUUUUGUGUGUUUUAUAAGGUAAUCUUUUUUAUUUGAGUGCAAUGGGACCAUGUGGAGACAAUGUAUGAUAGUAGGAGAAUGGAAAUAAGAUAGAGAUAUUUAAGAGUGCAGAGGAUACAGCUGACAUUUAUAGAUACACAGUUUUUAAAUGUCAUUAUAAGGCCUGGAUUAAAAGAUGAUUUAGAUUGAAAAUGCUUAGUUUGGACAUCAAUUAUGGUUAAAAUAAUAUGAAAAGUUCAUGUUUGUCUUUCCUCAAAAGACAAAGAAUUUAAAAAACUAAAAGAGAAAUGAAGGAGAGCUAAAGAGAGAAAAGGAUAUGACCAAAUUAGAUGAUCCCUGCCUGGUUCCAUGUUUUUUUUUUUUUUUUCAAAGGAUAGCAGCUCGUAUGAUUUGUUAAUAUUAUUAUCGAUGGUGCUUGAGAUGUUUAUGAUCUAAAUGUUUGUAUAAAUAUAUAAAUAUAUGAAAGAGCCUGUUUCCCUCUGAAAGA